GCUGCGGCCGCAGCGGCGGCGGGCAUGGCAGAGGCGCGGUCCCGGCCCUCGGCGGGGCAGCAGCUCAACGCGCUGCCGGACCACUCGCCGCUCCUGCAGCCCGGCCUGGCGGAGCUGCGGCGCCGGGCCCGGGAAACGGGCGUCCCGCUCGCGCCGCUGCCGCUCACCGACUCGUUCCUGCUGCGGUUCCUGCGCGCCCGGGAUUUCGAUCUGGACCUGGCCUGGCGGUUACUAAAAAACUAUUAUAAGUGGAGAGCAGAAUGUCCAGAAAUAAGUGCAGAUCUACACCCUAGAAGUAUUAUUGGCCUUCUAAAGGCUGGCUACCAUGGAGUCCUGAGAUCCAGGGAUCCCACCGGCAGCAAAGUUCUUAUUUACAGAAUCGCACACUGGGACCCCAAAGUUUUUACAGCUUAUGAUGUAUUUCGAGUAAGUCUAAUCACAUCCGAGCUUAUUGUACAGGAGGUAGAAACUCAGCGGAAUGGAAUCAAGGCUAUCUUUGAUCUGGAAGGCUGGCAGUUUUCUCAUGCUUUUCAAAUCACUCCAUCUGUAGCCAAGAAGAUUGCUGCUGUACUUACGGAUUCAUUUCCAUUGAAAGUUCGUGGCAUCCAUUUGAUAAAUGAACCAGUAAUUUUCCAUGCUGUCUUUUCCAUGAUCAAACCAUUCCUCACUGAAAAAAUUAAGGAACGGAUUCAUAUGCACGGGAACAACUACAAACAAAGCUUGCUUCAGCAUUUCCCAGACAUUCUUCCUCUGGAAUAUGGUGGUGAAGAAUUCUCCAUGGAGGAUAUUUGUCAGGAAUGGACAAAUUUUAUAAUGAAGUCUGAAGGUUAUCUCAGCAGCAUUUCUGAGAGCAUUCAGUGAGAUGUUAUUACAUGUGAAUGGUUUCCUAAUUAAAAAUACAUGAGCGAUAUCCUACCUGGUUAAAUGAAUGAAAGAA
Saimiri boliviensis boliviensis (Bolivian squirrel monkey) is the source of this 937-nucleotide messenger RNA. It is a transcript of the gene TTPA, whose product is annotated as alpha tocopherol transfer protein. Gene Ontology annotation, molecular function: lipid transfer activity; phosphatidylinositol bisphosphate binding; vitamin E binding. Lineage: Eukaryota; Metazoa; Chordata; Mammalia; Primates; Cebidae. Gene Ontology annotation, biological process: vitamin E metabolic process; vitamin transport. The record is from RefSeq and is a predicted model, not a curated record. Gene Ontology annotation, cellular component: late endosome; membrane.